GGCUCCAGUCAUUUUCGUUAAUGAGUCCUUCCGACUAACUUAGUGUGCUGCCAAACUUACGGAUGAAAGUCUUCUUGAACGAGAGACGACCAGCGGCGGGAGCUCGUCGAACGACCUGCUGGUCCGUAACCCUAGCACUCGCGCCACAUCCCAGCCUUCGAUCCUCUCUCACAGCCUACUAGCUUUCUUCGCCGGACAUCUCGGCCUUCAUAGGCUUCGAACUCGGAGCCUCUUCUCUGCUAGUCUGCCAAAGGGUUGAAGACUCUUCUUGGCUCAACUUCUCAGAUGGAGUACGUGAAUCCCGAAGGGCUUCGCCUAGAUGGUCGCCGUCCCAUGGAGAUGAGGCAGAUACGAGCAGAGAUUGGUGCUGUGUCCAAGGCUGACGGUUCUGCUGUUUUUGAGAUGGGUAACACAAAAGUCAUUGCUGCAGUAUAUGGCCCUAGAGAGGUUCAAAAUAGGAGCCAACAAAUAAGUGACCAGGCAUUGGUGCGCUGCGAGUAUAGCAUGGCUAAUUUUAGUACUGGAGAUCGCAUGAGAAAAUCAAAGGGUGACAGGCGAUCUACUGAGAUAUCUCUGGUAAUUCGUCAGACAAUGGAAGCAUGCAUAUUGACACACUUAAUGCCUCGUUCUCAGAUAGAUAUUUUUGUCCAAGUUCUCCAGGCAGAUGGAGGAACAAGAUCUGCUUGCAUCAAUGCUGCCACUUUGGCCCUUGCAGAUGCUGGAAUUCCAAUGCGUGAUCUUGUGACAUCUUGUAGUGCAGGAUACCUUAAUAGUACACCACUUCUCGAUUUGAACUAUGUGGAAGAUAGUGCUGGAGGCCCUGAUGUCACUGUUGGGAUUUUACCUAAAUUGGACAAAGUGACUCUUCUUCAGAUGGAUGCUAAGUUGCCUAUGGAUAUGUUUGAAAAUGUUAUGCAACUUGCCAUGGAAGGCUGCAAGGCAGUGGCAAAUUACAUUCGAGAAGUAUUACUGGAGAAUACCAAGCAGCUUGAGUUUCGGCGGGGUGUAUAGGUUAGAUGGCAGUUUUAACUUGGGGAUGUUAGAUGCAACUUCACUUGGGCAAUGACUGCAGUACAAGUCAUCAUAUGCAAUGUAUUUCUAAUUUAUUUUAAUUGUUAUAUUUUUGUUUCAAACUAUUAUAAAACUGUUUAGGAGGAUGAGUUUUAGGCUUUAGAUUUGUGCUUGAAUGGAUUUGGUUAAAGAGUCCAUGCAAUUUUGUAUUAUGUUAAAAUUUACACAAAUGUAAACCCUAGCUUCUAACAAACACAAGCUAACUCAUAUUUUAUGUUUAUUUAUUGAUUCGUUUAAAAAUUUAA
Malania oleifera is the source of this 1316-nucleotide messenger RNA. RefSeq names its product exosome complex component RRP41 homolog. The record is from RefSeq and is a predicted model, not a curated record. Lineage: Eukaryota; Viridiplantae; Streptophyta; Magnoliopsida; Santalales; Ximeniaceae. Gene Ontology annotation, biological process: rRNA catabolic process; nuclear mRNA surveillance; poly(A)-dependent snoRNA 3'-end processing. The transcript has 13 exons. Bases 286 to 1011 code for a protein of 241 amino acids. Gene Ontology annotation, cellular component: cytoplasmic exosome (RNase complex); nuclear exosome (RNase complex); nucleolus.